Notothenia coriiceps (black rockcod) is the source of this 910-nucleotide messenger RNA. RefSeq names its product ectonucleotide pyrophosphatase/phosphodiesterase family member 7-like. The record is from RefSeq and is a predicted model, not a curated record. The annotation marks the transcript as partial. The transcript is spliced from 4 exons. Lineage: Eukaryota; Metazoa; Chordata; Actinopteri; Perciformes; Nototheniidae.
AUGUCAGAAUGGUUCCACCAACAGGAUCUGGAUUUUGUCUCCUUGUACUUCGGAGAACCAGAUUUGAUUGGGCACAAAUAUGGACCAAAUUCUCCAGAACGCCGUGAGAUGGUCCAGCAAGUAGACCGUACAGUGGGCUACAUCCGGGACAAAAUCCAAGAACAUGGCCUUACUGACCGGCUCAACAUUAUCAUCACUGCCGACCACGGGAUGACUACAGUUUUAAGAGGUGGAACCUUUGAGGAGAUCACCCUCUCUAAGAUCCCUGGAUUCAGCUUCAAAGAUGUCAAAUUCCACCUGGUGGAUUAUGGUCCUGCUGGGAUGCUGCUUCCUAAAGAGGGGAUGCUGGAGAAGGUCUACCAGGCUCUGAAAGGAAGCCACCCUCACCUUCAUGUGUACAAAAAGGAGGAGAUGCCAGCUAGACUGCACUACGGUAACCAUCCUCGGCUCUUGCCCAUCAUCCUCUUUGCUGAUCCUGGAUAUGUAAUCAAUGGGUUUUUCCCUGUGCAGUUCCACAAAGGAGAACAUGGCUUUGACAAUCAAGUGAUGGACAUGAAGCCUUUUUUCAGGGUGGUGGGACCUGAUUUCAAGACAAACGUGGUGUUCCGGUCUUUUGAGACAGUCGAUGUGUACCCACUGAUGUGCCAUCUACUGGGGAUAAACCCAGAAGUCAAUGAUGGACACCUGGACAAUACCAAAGACAUGAUGGUCCCCAACAAAAAAAACAGCUCCACCAACCCCACCAGAAACAAGCUGCUGCUCAUCUCCUUCGACGGCUUCCGCUGGGACUAUGACAGGGAUGUUGAAACCCCUAACUUGGAUAAGAUGGCCCAGGAUGGGGCGAAGGCACUCUAUGCUACUCCACCCUUUGUGACCAUUACCAGCCCUUCUCACUUCACAAUGCUGACAG